AUGUGGUGCCGGGCAUUUUCGACUACUUUGGGAGGACAUGCCCGGACCUGGUACUCCUGUCUUCCCCAUCGUUCCAUCAACCGUUGGGAAGAGCUGAAGACCUGUUUCUUAGCCCACUACGCUCCUUUGAAGCGCCACCGAAAGUCUUCCAUGGCUCUGGUAAGCAUCAAGCAAAAUCAGGGUGAAUCCCUAAGGGAUUUCGUGGCGAGGUUCAACGAGGAGGCAUUGAGUAUCAACGAGUUCGACCAGCGGAUCGCAAUGUCCUUGGCCAAGACUCCACCUCGUACUUUUACAGAGGCCUUGGCCCAGGCUAAUAAGUACAUUAAUGCUGAAGAGGUGAUGAAGGUGAAGCGGGCGAAACAACCUGAAAGUAAGGAAAGAGAAAAGGAGAAGAAAAAGCCAGUGGUGGAGCAGAAGACGGACUAUCGCCUCUCCCGAGCUCCAGAUCGCCCGAGUUUCGGGGGUGCACGUGAAAGCCCGAUGAGUUAUACUCCUCUCAAUGCCAGUCGAGCCGAGAUUCUACUGGCAUUGGAGGAUAAGGAUUAUUUGCGGCGUCCUCCACCGCUGAGGUCUCCACCCAACACUCAAAGCAAAAGGAAGUAUUGCCGAUUCCACCGCGACCAUGGUCAUGUUACAGAGGACUGCAUCCAGUUAAAAGAAGAGAUUCAAGAGCUUAUCAAUCGGGGUUACCUCCGAGAUUUCGCUGGCCAAGAAGGUGUGAGUUCGGGUAGAGUUGAGUCCAAGUCGGAUAAUAGGAGAAGGUCUCCUACACGGGAUCGCUUCCGAGAGCGAAGUUGGACACCGUCCUGGAGAGAAAGAAAACAGCCCGCUGGGGAUAGAUGA
Diospyros lotus (date-plum) is the source of this 843-nucleotide messenger RNA. RefSeq lists its product as uncharacterized. The record is from RefSeq and is a predicted model, not a curated record. NCBI's taxonomy places the organism in Eukaryota, Viridiplantae, Streptophyta, Magnoliopsida, Ericales, Ebenaceae. The coding region runs from base 1 to 843 and encodes 280 amino acids. The transcript has 2 exons.